GAGUUCACAGCUUUGACUUUUCUAACGCAGAAGAGCUCAUUCUUUGCAGGGAAACAGCGGAGUUGGCGCUGAUGCGUACUGGCAUGUGAUCCCACUUUGUCAAAUCAAUCUCCCCCCCAAUGCUGUAGCCUUUCAUUAAACUUUCCAUGCUGUUGACCGUCCAGUGGAAAGCACUGAGGAGGUUUGUCCGGACCGUAUCAGCUCCUGCUACGCCGCCUGCUGCGCUCCGGCUCUCAUCCAUCAUCAGCUCUCCAGGUUCAGAGGGACUCGCACGGCCCGGGGUGCUGGCUCGGCUCUCCCGCACACAUGGAGGGAGACGUUAUGGACAACGUUGAGGCCACGGCGACGGUCUGUGACUUCGACCCCAUCAGCGGGAGCAUCCCGGCAACCAAAGUGGAGAUCACCGUGUCAUGCAGGAACCUCUUGGACCGGGACACUUUCUCCAAAUCUGACCCAUUGGUGGUAUUGUACACCCAGGGUGUGGAGUGCAAACAGUGGAGAGAGUUUGGGAGAACAGAAGUGAUAGACAACACGCUAAACCCAGACUUUGUCAGGAAGUACAUCCUGGACUACUUCUUUGAGGAGAAGCAGAAUCUGCGCUUUGACGUAUAUGAUAUUGACUCUAAAAGUCCCGACCUGGCAAAACAUCCAACCGACUUCAACGACUUCCUGGGACAGGUCCACUGUACUCUGGGAGAGAUCGUGGGCUCACCUGCUAGUCGCCUGGAGAAACCUCUGGGUGGCAUACCAGGGAAAAAAUGCGGGACUAUUAUCUUGUCUGCUGAGGAGCUGGGAAACUGCAGAGAUUAUGCCACCAUGCAAUUCUGUGCCAACAAACUGGAUAAAAAGGACUUCUUUGGAAAGUCAGACCCCUUCAUGGUCUUCUACAGAAGCAAUGAGGAUGGCACGUUCACCAUCUGGCACAAGACUGAAGUGAUGAAGAACACGCUGAACCCUGUGUGGCAGCCCUUCUCCAUCCCUGUCAGAGCGCUCUGCAACGGAGACUAUGACAGGACAAUCAAAGUGGAGGUGUAUGACUGGGACAGAGAUGGAAGCCAUGAUUUCAUCGGUGAAUUCACCACCAGCUACAAAGAUCUGUGUCGAGGUCAGAACCAGUUAAACAUCUAUGAGGUGGUGAACGCCAAGAAGAAAAUAAAGAAAAAGAGAUACAUCAACUCUGGGACGGUGUCCUUGAUGUCAUUCAAUGUGGAGUCAGAGCACACCUUCCUGGAUUACAUCAAAGGAGGGACUCAGAUUCACUUCACAGUGGCCAUUGAUUUCACUGCAUCAAAUGGAAAUCCAUCCCAGUCCACUUCACUUCACUACAUGAACCCGUACCAGAUGAAUGCCUAUGCCAUGGCCCUGAAGGCUGUGGGAGAGAUCAUCCAGGACUAUGACAGUGAUAAGAUGUUCCCUGCGCUGGGAUUCGGUGCUAAGCUGCCCCCUGAUGGGAGGGUCUCCCAUGAGUUUCCUUUGAAUGGCAACAUUGAGAAUCCCUACUGUAAUGGCAUGGAGGGGAUCCUCGAUGCUUACCAUCAAAGCCUUAAGACGGUUCAGCUGUAUGGACCCACCAACUUCUCUCCUGUUGUUAAUCAUGUGGCGAGGUAUGCAGCAGCGGUGCAGGAUGGCUCUCAAUACUUUGUACUGCUCAUCAUCACUGAUGGGGUCAUAUCAGACAUGGCUCAGACCAAGGAGGCCAUAGUGAAUGCUGCUAAACUCCCCAUGUCCAUCAUCAUUGUAGGAGUUGGCCAAGCUGAGUUUGAUGCUAUGGUUGAGCUUGAUGGUGAUGACAUCAGGAUUUCAUCCCGGGGGAAGUUGGCAGAGAGAGACAUUGUUCAGUUUGUCCCAUUCAGAGACUACAUGGACCGCACAGGUAACCAUGUGCUAAGCAUGGCACGGCUGGCAAAAGACGUUCUGGCUGAGAUCCCGGACCAGCUGAUCUUAUACAUGAAGAGCAGAGCAAUUAAACCUAACCCUGUCCCACCAGCGUACUCCGUCGACAACCAUGCCCAGACCAACCCCGUGUGAGCCCCACAGACUGCUCUGUGUUGGGGCGGGGCAGGGGGAGGGACUGAUGGGACCCUGCAUCCACACCCAUCGUUUAGGAAAAUGGAAAAAGCUUUGAGGCUAAAUGAAGAGAUGGUGAGACUCCAUUUUGUUUCUGGAGCAAUGAGACCACUUAAAGGUGAAUAUGCCGAUGAUCAGGCAGGGUUUUUUCUCUCUGAUUGCUGUAGGAUGAAAGAGCUAAAGGAGCCUGGUGUAGGAGGAGAUUUAGUUGUACGCUGUCAAACCUGUCAAAGUGGUGAUGUAAUGGAUAACAAGUGAGCCCGUAGAGAGAGCCUGAUUGAAGGCAUAAAUAUAUUAGAUUGUGCCAGUUUGUAUCAUGUUUGUGAUACCUUUUGGAAUCGGUGUGUGUUGAACUAGGAAAUCAUGUGUAUACUUAUUUAUGCAUUUAUUUAUUUAUUGAAGAAAUAAUGUAUUUAUUUGGGGGGGGGGCUUUGAAGGUUGGGGUUAAAGUCAUAUUUCCCCUUCAGUUUUCCUUCUUAUAUUUUGUGACAAGUGUAAUAAAAAUCCCAUUUCUACUUUGAUAAGAACUGUAAUCUAACAGCAUGUGAUAAAAGCUAAUAAGCAGUUAUUUCAGUGAUAGAUAAUUUUUUGAUUGCAAGCUGUUAUAUAGAGGACCUGCUGUGUGCCGUUGCCAUACCGAUUUUCCAGCAUCACAUCUUAUACCUAUUUCUAAUAUUUAUAUAUAACAGAAUGCACUAAUUACUUUCCAAAUGAAAGCACAAAGGUUAUAAUGUUAAUAAGCUGAAAGUCAUUAUUCUAAAAGAAACAACAGUUACCACAAGGAGGAUAAUAGAAAGGAGUCCACAUUAAGUUCUCAGCUCGGCUUUUUGUCUCCCACCAUGAGUUUCAUACAAGAUGACAAGAGGAAGAGUAUUUAUAAGAAAAUGACUAUACUGAUAUAUUCAAAUGUGAUUAUAUUUAUUUUAAAAACAGUAUGUUUACAGAAGGAAAUAUGAAUAAUUCAGAGUAAAUGCUUGCUUCUCCUGUUAGUAUGCAGAGAGGUGAAUAAUAUUGCAUAAGCCAUGCUGCCAUAUCUCAUUCGUCAUCUUGCGGUUUGUGUUUUUUUCCAUUAUAGUCGUCGUGGUUACUGUUCAUUGUGUGGGAUUUUUUUUACUUCUAAAAGACCCUACAAAUAAACUUUGAUGAGACUGA
Labrus mixtus (cuckoo wrasse) is the source of this 3219-nucleotide messenger RNA. RefSeq names its product copine Va (gene cpne5a). The transcript has 21 exons. Gene Ontology annotation, cellular component: plasma membrane. NCBI's taxonomy places the organism in Eukaryota, Metazoa, Chordata, Actinopteri, Labriformes, Labridae. Gene Ontology annotation, biological process: cellular response to calcium ion. Gene Ontology annotation, molecular function: calcium-dependent phospholipid binding. Bases 307 to 2028 code for a protein of 573 amino acids. The record is from RefSeq and is a predicted model, not a curated record.